Messenger RNA from Teleopsis dalmanni, 484 nucleotides. RefSeq lists its product as uncharacterized. NCBI's taxonomy places the organism in Eukaryota, Metazoa, Arthropoda, Insecta, Diptera, Diopsidae. Bases 29 to 484 code for a protein of 151 amino acids. The record is from RefSeq and is a predicted model, not a curated record. The transcript has 3 exons. Gene Ontology annotation, biological process: positive regulation of DNA-templated transcription. Gene Ontology annotation, cellular component: nuclear body.
AAGUAAUUCAAACAGUUAAGCAUUGGCGAUGGACAAGAAAAAUUAUAAAAAAAGGUACGGUUGGACCCAAGCAGCAGAAAAUGCACUUUUGGAGGUUUGGGAGUGCAAUAUGGAAGGCUUUCGUGGUGCACGCAAGAACGGGCAUGUGCAUAAAGAAAUCAGCGAUCAAUUAAAUCAACUCGGGUUUAAGCACAACCCCAAAGAAGUGCAAACGAAAAUAAAUAACAUGACCUCAAAAUUCAGAAAGGAAAAUUGCAAAAUUGGCCCUUCUGGUGGUUCACCCUCUAGGUGGGUGUAUUAUGAACGGGUGAAAAAAAUAAUUGGUGGCUUCAAAAGCCAAAACAUCAAACAACUUCAAAUAGAAAGUAUUGAUGAUGCAGACUUUCAUGAGGAAUAUCUGGAGGAGGAAAUGGCGAUGUCAUCAUCCCCUAUGUCAACAUUAUUGCCACCAAUAUUAUCAGAAGUGCCUACCACCUUCAUGUGA